Messenger RNA from Monosiga brevicollis MX1, 1270 nucleotides. RefSeq lists its product as uncharacterized. The transcript has 9 exons. Gene Ontology annotation, molecular function: protein serine/threonine phosphatase activity. Gene Ontology annotation, cellular component: cytoplasm. Gene Ontology annotation, biological process: peptidyl-serine dephosphorylation; G1/S transition of mitotic cell cycle. Bases 1 to 912 code for a protein of 303 amino acids. NCBI's taxonomy places the organism in Eukaryota, Choanoflagellata, Craspedida, Salpingoecidae. The record is from RefSeq and is a predicted model, not a curated record.
AUGGAUGUGGAUCAAUGGGUGGAGUUGGUGAAGGAUUGCAAGUAUCUGCCAGAGAAUGAGCUCAAGGCAUUGUGCUCCAAGGUGUCGGAAAUUUUGCUCGAGGAAGGCACGGUGCAAACCGUCUCCAGUCCCGUGACCGUUUGCGGCGACAUUCACGGCCAGUUUUAUGAUCUCGAAGAGCUCUUCCGGCACGGUGGUCAGGUGCCCGACACCACCUACAUUUUCAUGGGUGAUUUUGUCGACCGUGGCCACUACAGCCUCGAAACCUUCACCCGCCUUCUCACCCUCAAAGCCAAGUACCCGGACCGCAUGGUGCUCUUGCGCGGUAACCACGAGACGCGCCAAAUUACCCAGGCCUACGGCUUUUACGACGAGUGUCUGCAAAAGUAUGGCAACUCCAACGCUUGGAAGUAUUGCACCGAAGUCUUUGACCUCCUCUCCGUUGCAGCCCUCAUCGACGAUCAGAUCCUUUGCGUGCACGGUGGUCUUUCCCCCGAUGUUCCCACCGUCGAUCAGAUUCGUACGAUUGAGCGCUGCCAGGAAAUUCCACACGAAGGCGCCUUUUGUGAUCUAGUCUGGUCGGAUCCCGAUGAGAUUGAAACCUGGCUCGUCAGUCCUCGCGGUGCUGGCUACCUCUUCGGCAGCAAGGUCGUCUCUGAAUUUUGCAACAUCAACAGCCUCAAACUCAUUUGCCGUGCCCAUCAACUCGUCCAAGAGGGCCUUCAAUAUCACUUUGAGAAUAACGCGCUGGCCACCGUCUGGUCUGCCCCCAACUACUGCUAUCGUUGCGGCAACGUUGCCUCCAUCCUCGAGAUCAACGAAAAGCUGGAGCAACACCCAAUCUUCUUCGAAGCCGUGCCAGAGGAGAAGCGCAACGUGCCCGCUGCACGUACGACCCCGUACUUUCUAUAGAUAGACUACCCUGUCGCCCAGUCCAUUCCGUGUGCUGGGGCAAGGCCCGACUUGCUUCAAAUGACCAUGCAACAUAUUGAAACCCCAUCGGCGCGGCACCGUUCCUCUCUCCCCCCUUUUUUUUCUUUUCUUCUGUGCCAUGUUUUGUUGUUUGUGACUUUUUUUCCAUAUGUGUGUGAGAUGGCGUGCCGUUGUACCUUUUGAUUUUCCAAGAUUCAGAUUGGUUCUGCAGCCCCGCUUGCCCAACGCCAACUCGAGCUUGACUUGCAUCGCCUUCUUUUUUGUUUUGUUUAAAAUGAUCUUUCCACGAGAAGCAUGGGGAUCCACCUGAACCUUGAAUUGCAGCCAGCUGCCUUGU